CGCCGACCGAUACUACGCGUUAGUUUGUAAAAUAUUUCUAUUUUAUAUCAUUACUAUCGAAAAUGACAGAUAAGCAAUUAAUUGAAUAUGUCAAGCAACGUCCCGUUUUAUAUGACAAGAGUCAAGGACUCUACCGGGAUAAUAUUGUUAGAAAUAUAGCGUGGGAAGAAAUCGCGGAGCUAAUGGAUGCACCCGUUGAAGAUAUAAAAGAGAAAUGGGCCAAGUUACGUAACGCAUAUAACUCUGCAUUACAAAGACGUCGUAAGAAAACAAAUUUGAAGUAUCCAUGGAAAUUUGAGAAGAAGAUGGAAUUUCUAAUGCCGUUUAUUGAUGGAAAAUCGGUUGCCACAAAUUUUAGUAUUGACAGUAUUAUAAUCGAUGACGACACAUCCACCACAAAUAUUAGUAGUGAUGAUAGAAUUACAAAUAAACAUGCCAAUGUGACAAACGAUGAAGAUUCAACACGUGAUUCUGAAGACUCUGAAGUUUCACCUUCGCCUGUCCAGUCGCCUGCUCAAGGGGGGUCCACAUCACAUGAUGUAGCUACUAAUAUUAUUACCACACAUACAAUAAAAAGUAAGAGCUAUGACGCUUUAUUAAGAGAUAUGGUGGAUAUGAUGAAAUCAUCUCAUGCAAUGAAACUAAAGAGAACAAUAACAGAUAUGGAUGAAAACGAUCAUUUCUUUUUAUCAAUGAGUAAGCGAUUAAAAACAUUACCUCCAAGGGAUCAAGCAGAUAUUAAAUUUCAAAUACACAAGCUUAUACACGACUUUGAAAUAAAAAUGUUGAAAAGUAAUGAUAAACGAACGCUUUUAAAUUAAUUAACAUAAUAUAUUGAAAAUUAAAAUAAACUAUCGAUUUAUUAAAAAAACAUCUAUUUCCUCUACCUGUGAAAGUAAGUUUAAUAAAUUAUACGAUGCAAAAAGCCAAGGUAAAUAGAUACUCUGAAACAUUACAUUUACACAACAUUACAUUCAAAUAAUAGAAAUAUUUUUUUUAUAUUCGAAUUGAAGGAAUAUACUGAAAUAUUGUAAUUAGCGUUCCUUGUAAGCGCUGUGUAGUAUUUAUUGUAUUGUGAUUUUAUUGUUAUUAAGCUUUAUAUUUUUUGCAUACAUUUUGUAUUAACCAAGUAAAUAAAUAAAGCUACUAAUACAUUUAAAUCAUAGUCUUGGGUUGUAGGUCUUUAUUUAGUAGCUAAAGGAAAUCGUUUUUGCUUCAGAGUAAGUAAAUACCAAUGAUUUUUAUAUGUCUAGAUACGCAAUACGUACCAAAAAG
This is a messenger RNA of Diatraea saccharalis (sugarcane borer), 1275 nucleotides long. The record is from the annotation of a GenBank genome assembly. Lineage: Eukaryota; Metazoa; Arthropoda; Insecta; Lepidoptera; Crambidae.